ACUGAUGGGAAAGGGAGGGUUAAGUAACAUUCUCUCUUCCACUUCCUCCCUCCCCACGAUCUGCUGCUCCCUUCAACGCUAGAUUUGACAUUACAUUUGUACAGGUCUUUCCUCUGGUCACCUGAGAGCAUUAGCUCUGCCUGACUCCUCCUGCCCCAGGAGCCGCCCUCCUCCUUGAGGCCAGAGAAAUGCAGGCCAUCAAGUGUGUGGUGGUGGGAGAUGGAGCUGUGGGUAAAACCUGUCUCCUCAUCAGCUACACCACCAAUGCCUUCCCAGGCGAAUACAUCCCCACUGUGUUCGAUAACUAUUCCGCCAACGUGAUGGUUGACAGCAAGCCCGUAAACCUGGGGCUGUGGGAUACAGCUGGACAGGAGGAUUAUGACCGGUUAAGACCCCUCUCCUAUCCGCAGACGGACGUCUUCCUGAUCUGCUUCUCUCUGGUCAGCCCGGCCUCUUAUGAAAACGUCCGCGCCAAGUGGUUCCCUGAGGUCCGACACCACUGCCCCAGCACUCCCAUCAUCCUCGUGGGCACCAAGCUGGAUCUCCGCGAUGACAAGGAUACGAUCGAGAAGUUGAAGGAGAAGAAGUUGUCGCCCAUCACGUACCCGCAGGGCCUUGCGCUGGCCAAGGAGAUCGAUUCUGUGAAAUACCUCGAGUGCUCGGCGCUGACGCAACGUGGCCUGAAAACGGUGUUUGACGAGGCAAUCCGAGCAGUUCUCUGUCCCCAGCCCACCAGACCAAAAAAACGGGGGUGCAGCCUCCUCUAGGGGACCCUGAUGCUGCCUUGAUUCCCCUUCUCUCCCUUGAAAGACCCCUUGCAGGACUCCCCUUCCUGCCGCACCACACUCCUGAACUUCCUGACUCUACCCUGAAGAGAGGCUGCUGUUGCCAGCUUCCCGCAAUGGGACCCCCAAACCUGCCUCUGACCUGGGACCUCAGUGCUUCCUUGGAGACAGGGGCGACCUGUUGUGGGGGGUGUGGAGCUUAAGCCCCUCCCCUUAAAAAUCAACUCGACAUAUACGGAAAACAGCAAAAAAGCCCCUCCCCCUGCAAUUUUCCUGCUUGGCCACUAGGGGCUGCUUUGUAGCUGUCCAUUACCAGGCAGCCGCUGCCUCUCCUCCCUCUUCACAUUGCUUCCCCUGCUCUUCCCCCACCCUCCGCAUAAGACCCCGGGGAGGCAGGAGAGAGGCACAGAGUGGCCAGGGACAGGAGACAGAGCUGAUCAGGGCCAGGUGAGGGAGAAAAAAAGGCUCUCUUCUCUCCUCACACCACAGCUGGGCUGGAAUGGGAGGGAUGGAUGAGGUGGGGAAGGCAGGAUGGAAGGGUACAAGCUGGUAUCACAACCUGCCUCCUCUUGUUAUUCCGGACACAGAUUCCAGCCCCAGUCCUCAGCUCUCUCACGACACCAGGCUCUGCUGAUGUAACAGUGGUUGAAGGUUUCAGCGUCUCGGACCUUGGUACUGCUUGGUGGUCACAGCGCUUGUUUGUUUCUGCUGCCUAGAAGGACCAAUAUGGGUCUGUAGCACUCGUUUGUCCAUUUGCACAACCUCCCUCCCUCCUCCUGUCAAUUUCUGUGUAGGGAAUGAGAGUUAAUAAACCGACUGUUCCUUCCUGCCA
Chelonia mydas (Green sea turtle) is the source of this 1617-nucleotide messenger RNA. RefSeq names its product Rac family small GTPase 2 (gene RAC2). Gene Ontology annotation, molecular function: GTP binding; GTPase activity. The transcript has 7 exons. NCBI's taxonomy places the organism in Eukaryota, Metazoa, Chordata, Testudines, Cheloniidae. The coding region runs from base 189 to 767 and encodes 192 amino acids. Gene Ontology annotation, biological process: small GTPase-mediated signal transduction. The record is from RefSeq and is a predicted model, not a curated record.